Molecule: messenger RNA, 951 nt
Organism: Sycon ciliatum
Lineage: Eukaryota; Metazoa; Porifera; Calcarea; Leucosolenida; Sycettidae
Exons: 6
Source: RefSeq, a predicted model, not a curated record
AGCAGCAGCAGCAACAACAGCAGCCACAACAGCAGUAGCAACAACAGCAACAACAACAGCACAAGCACCAGCAACAGCAGCCCCAAAAGUAGCAGCAGCAGCAAAAGCAGCAACAACAGCAGCAGCAGCAAUAGCAGCAAUAGUAGCAACAACAGCAGCAGUAGCAGUAGCAGCAGCAACAGCAGCAGCAGCAACAACAGCAGCAGUAGCAGAAACAGCAGCAGCAACAGCAGGAGUAGCAGCAAGAGCAGCAGCAACAGCAACAGCAGCAGCGACAACAGCAGCAACAGCAGCAGCAGCAACAGCAGCAGCAGCAGCAGCAGCAGCAGCAGCAGCAGCAACAGCAGUAGCAGCAGCAACAGCAGCAGCAGCAGCAGCAGCAGCAGCAGCAACAGCAGCAGCAGCAGCAGGACCAGAAACAGCAGCAAUAACAACAGCAAUAGUAGCAACACCGCAGCAGCAGCAGAAACCAGCACGACCAGCACAGCCAACACCACCAACAGCAGUAGUAACAGUGCGAGAUCAGCAGCAGUAACAGCAGAGAGACAGACACAACAGUCAGGAUUAGCAGAGCCACCAUUCCUUCCUGUCACGAGAAGUUUCCGCCGCCGCAGUACGAAGAUCAUGUUUGUGUUUGUCGUGUGGUUUGCCAUGUCGCGACGUCUGCCAAAGAAGCGAGCGGCCGAUCAGUUGCCAUUGAGCUUGGCUUCGUUCCGCCGUGUACGACGCGAAUGUGACGACACGCAGUCCCAGCCGGAGGACAGUCAGAGAACUUCGCCUUCUCCAACAGAUCACUUUGCAUAUGGAGACCUUGGCAGAACAACCCGCUGCAAUAAGAGCAACCACGCCGCCACUGCGGAAAGUACCCCUGAAACAGUAACAGCAGCAGCAGCAACCACACCAGCAUUAGCGAAUGCAGCAGCACAGCAACAGCAGCAGCAGCUACCGUAG